GGGAGAGCCAUGACGAGGACAAGGACAAGGGCGAGUGGUGGAUCCCGACAUGCCCGAGAGAUCCCGGAGACGGCGUAGGCCCUCGAAGCGCCUUUGUUCAACGCCGUGGCGGCCCGACACCCACAGAAUCUGCUUCCGUCAUCGCUCAAAAGGUUACCGGAGUCACCGGCAUCCCGGCACGCCGACCCGACCUACAGUAUCCGGCCGAUUCCGCCUCUUAUUGCGACUGGGGCAAGUUUGCAAUAUCGGAGCGCCGCCGCCAUAUCUGUACUGUACUGAUACUGAUACAGCAUGCAUGCACCACCUCUUCUUUUUGCUGGCCACGCUGCUUGCAUGCUGUACUGUAAUAUCAGGUAUGCUAUUAUUCUGUAUCCUGGUUGACACGAGCCAACCAACCCCCUUUGUGCUACUGUGGCGUGGCUGGCAUGUUUCCCACUACCACCACAAAGAGUUGAAAGAGUUUUGCAAAGCCGGCCCCACAGCCUCCCCCGCGCAACUACCGCCGGUCCGGUCCACCACUCGUCCACCAACCACAACUCUGGAUAAACCAUCAACUCUGCUGACGCGCGCCAAAACCGAACCGUGUCGUCGCCGUGUCGUCGCCAUGUCGUCGCCGUGUCGUCGCCGUGUUUCGACAGCUGGGCAAUAGUGCGGCCCGGGUUCAACCUAAUAUAUCCCCGCGACCCUUGUCCCCUCGUCUGCACCAGAAUUCGCUGUCACCGAGAUGGGCGCCGGACAGCAUGCAAGCAUUGUUCUAUGACAAACUAAAUGAGUGAACGAGGGCAGUGAGAGGCCGCCCUCUGCUCUCCAGCUAUCUCUCUCUAUAUCCACAAACAAAUUGCCCCUCGUCGUGAAGGGGGCACCAU
Cutaneotrichosporon oleaginosum is the source of this 866-nucleotide messenger RNA. RefSeq lists its product as uncharacterized. NCBI's taxonomy places the organism in Eukaryota, Fungi, Basidiomycota, Tremellomycetes, Trichosporonales, Trichosporonaceae. The record is from RefSeq and is a predicted model, not a curated record.